This is a messenger RNA of Lachancea thermotolerans CBS 6340, 876 nucleotides long. RefSeq names its product Rrt5p (gene RRT5). The record is from RefSeq and is a predicted model, not a curated record. The transcript has a single exon. Gene Ontology annotation, cellular component: cytoplasm; ribonucleoprotein complex; nucleus. The coding region runs from base 1 to 876 and encodes 291 amino acids. Gene Ontology annotation, molecular function: mRNA binding. NCBI's taxonomy places the organism in Eukaryota, Fungi, Ascomycota, Saccharomycetes, Saccharomycetales, Saccharomycetaceae.
AUGAGCCCUACGCAACCAAACCCCGCAGCCGCCUUGAGCGGUUCCGCCGAACCCCAGACCAAGCGGAUAUAUAUAUCCAACUUAGAUUUUAGCACCACGGAAGAAGAGCUGGAGCAGUUCUUGCAGGAGUUUCGUGUUGUUUCUGUACUGAUUCCUAGCCAGACCGUGCGUGGAUUUCGGAACAGCACAGUACGUCCAUUGGGAAUUGGCUAUGCAGACUUCGCAUCCGCCGCAGACGCGCUUCAAGCGGUAGAAAACCUCAACGGCAAACAGCUUCGGGAGCGCACGCUGAAGAUUAAAAUGUACGUCCCAUACUCGCCUCGUGCCCGCGCUGAGCGCAGGAAGGAGAAACGCAAGGUGCCGGCUCCGCAGGCGGAAGAAAACCCAGAUGCGGCGCCUCAAGACGCGCAGCAGCCACAACCUCCCGCCCCUGCAGAAGAGCCAACGUCGAAGGAUACUGUCUACUGUGCGUAUUUGCCCUCCAAGGUCACAGACGUGGAACUGCGCGAGUUUUUUGCGGACUACCAACCGCAGGACAUCUACGUCUACAGAACCAACGGCUCGCGACGCAAAGUGUACUUCCACCGCCGCUUCACAGCAGCACUUGUGACGCUUGGCGGGGAGGCCGAGCUUGCCAACGCGAUUGAGACUCUGGGGACCCGUCGUUUGAUGGGUAAGAAAAUAACUCUGAGGCCUGCGCGGCUGUCCAAGGUUGAGGAGGUUCAGCAUGCAGCUGCGAGAAAGCUUGAGCUCGAGCAGAUUCAACAGCAAACGCGGCAAAUCGCCGAGCACGCAAUGGCCAUGGAGGAACAUCGCCAGCAAGAGGCAGAGAUCCCCGCUGCGGAAACGCCCGACGACGUGGCCGCCACGGCGUAG